AUGACCGACCGCGACCGCGUACAUUGUGCCAUAUUCCUACUCCGAAACGAAGCUCGUCACUGGUGGGAAGGAAUCAAAGAAGGAACAAACCUCGAAACUCUACCAUGGAACGAUUUCAAAGUCCAAUUCUUCGAAAAGUAUUUCUCGAAAGACGUGCGAGCCCACAAACUCAAAGAAUUUCUCGAACUCCGCCAAGGCGACUUACCAAUGAUCGAAUACAUCCGUCGUUUCGAACGUGGCUGCCUCUACGCCCCAUUCAUCGCUCGAGACGCUGAGGAAAAGAAGAACCAUUUCAUUCGCGGCCUCCAACCCGAAAUCCGUAGAGACAUUCGUAUGUCCGACGCCUCGACUUUCCGCCAACUCGUAGACAAAGCACUCAUGGCUGCCCAAGACGAGGGAGAAAUUCAAAACAAACGCCGACCGACACCAAAUUUCCAACGCCCAUGGAAAAAGAACAACUUUGGCAACCGCCCAUUCCGAGGAAAAAGAACGCAGCCCAUCCGCCAACCAACCGGACCACCGCCACCGCCGCCAAGGCCAACCUGCCCAAAGUGUGGAAAGAGUCACUCCGGAGAAUGCAUACAAGGAACGAGAAGUUGCUUCCGAUGCCAUCAACCCGGACACAUGGUAAAGGACUGUCUGAAACCUCCACCGAACGUCCCCGGUCGAGUGUUUGCCAUGACUCAAGAACAAAUCGAGCAAGACCCGUCUAUGAUAGCAGGUAUCAUAUUUAUCCUCGAAGAACCCAUAUAUGCUCUAAUCGAUUCCGGCUCUACUCAUUAUUUUAUAUCGAAAGACAUAAUUGCGCACUUAAAUCUCGAACCGAAUCGACUAAAUUACGAAUACCGAAUUAUCAUUCCCUCUGGCGAAGAGAUGCGCUCCAAUCUAGCCACAAUCAAUUGUCCAAUCCGAGUUCACACUUAA
Messenger RNA from Erythranthe guttata (spotted monkey flower), 924 nucleotides. RefSeq lists its product as uncharacterized. Gene Ontology annotation, molecular function: nucleic acid binding; zinc ion binding. NCBI's taxonomy places the organism in Eukaryota, Viridiplantae, Streptophyta, Magnoliopsida, Lamiales, Phrymaceae. The record is from RefSeq and is a predicted model, not a curated record.